Molecule: messenger RNA, 3532 nt
Organism: Oxyura jamaicensis (ruddy duck)
Lineage: Eukaryota; Metazoa; Chordata; Aves; Anseriformes; Anatidae
Product: S-adenosylmethionine synthase-like
Exons: 9
Coding region: 71-1240 (389 amino acids)
Biological process (GO): S-adenosylmethionine biosynthetic process
Cellular component (GO): methionine adenosyltransferase complex; cytosol
Molecular function (GO): ATP binding; methionine adenosyltransferase activity
Source: RefSeq, a predicted model, not a curated record
UUCUGUCUGUGCUUGUUCCGCAGUUGCUUUGGGUCUUUCUUAUUUGCAGGCUCCCUAAAAAUACUAAGACAUGUCAAGUCAUACCUCAAAAAAAGAAAAACGAUUUCUUUUUACCUCAGAGUCUGUUGCUGAAGGACAUUCUGACAAGAUGUGUGAUCAGAUAAGUGAUGCUGUUCUAGAUGCUCAUCUCAGUAUUGAUCCAGAUGCCAAGGUUGCCUGUGAGUGUGUAGCAAAAACUGGAAUGAUUUUGCUUUGUGGAGAGAUCACAUCCCGGGCUAUCGUAGAUUACCAACAAAUUGUAAGAGAGACCCUUAAGAGGAUAGGGUAUGAUGACUCUUCUAAAGGAUUGGACUAUAAGACUUGCACAGUUUUAGUGGCCUUAGAACAACAGUGUAAAGAGAUCAAGCAUGCUGUCUCCCAUGGCAAGAGUGAUGAUGACAUUGGAGCAGGGGAUCAGGGUUUGAUGUUUGGUUAUGCCACUGAUGAAACCGAGGAAUGCAUGCCCUUAACAGUCCUCCUGGCACACAAGCUUACUGCAAGGAUAAAGGCUCUGGAACGGAAUGGAACAUGGCCCUGGGUUAGACCAGAUGGGAAAACACAGGUCACUAUGGAAUACAAGGACAGCAAUGGAGCAAUGGAACCCAUCCGAGUACACACAGUUGUGAUUUCAGUACAUCAUGCCCCAGAUGUACCUCUACAACACAUACAGAAGGAGCUAAUGGAGAAAGUUGUUAAAGAAGUCAUUCCAGAGAAGUAUCUUGAUGAGCACACAAUUUAUCAUCUGCUUCCAAGUGAAAAGUUUGUAGAAGGUGGUCCUAAGAGUGAUGCUGGACUGACUGGCAGGAAGAUCAUUGUCGAUACCUAUGGAGGCUGGGGAGCCCAUGGCGGAGGUGCUUUCUCUGGAAAAGACCCUUCCAAAGUAGAUCGUUCUGCAGCAUAUGCGGCUCGCUGGGUUGCAAAAUCUCUGGUAAAAGCUGGUCUCUGCAAAAGAGUAUUAAUCCAGCUAUCAUAUGCUAUUGGCCUGAGUCAUCCUCUUGCUAUCUCAGUGUUUCAUUAUGGAACCUCAGACAGAUCUGAAGAAGAGCUGCUCGAGAUUGUACAGAAAAACUUUGAUCUACGCCUUGGAGCUAUCAUAAGGGAGCUGGAUUUGAAGAGGCCAAUCUACCAAAAAACAGCUUGCUAUGGGCACUUUGGGAGAGAAGAAUUUACAUGGGAAAUACCCAAAAAGCUUGUGUAUUAAUCUUUUCAGAAUGCUUCAUUUAAUUGACAGGUGGUUUAACAAUCAGGUACAAUUCCAAGCUGUUCAUGAAAAGACUGUAUGUACCCUUUUUAAAAAUGACAUUGUGUAACUAACAGAUGUACUAAAAAAUAAUUGUAUUUAAUUUCUAACUUUCACCAUGACCUCACACUUUAACUGCAUGCCGCUCAAUCUAACAUACUUUUCAGCUCUGUCUUUGGUAACAUGUGAACAAUUUAGGCCUAUAAUUUGCACAAAUGGUUGCUGAAGUCAGUACUGUCCUGCCAGAGAAGCCUGCUACUGCUUACCCAGUCAACUUUGUCCUGAAGUGGGUAACUUCCAACAGCUCCCUGUGACAGGAAAACAGAGAUAGUGCAAAUCGCCUUAAUUCUUUGGGUAGUGACCUCCACGACUACAGUUUUAGUUAUGGUAUUUCUGGUCAAAGCAAAUUAUUAUAAACACCCAUUUCAGAAUGGAGUUUGUUGUAACUCUAAAUAUACUUUGGUCUGAGGUAGCGUUAUCUGUUUGUUUUUAACAUUAUAGUUUUGUAGGUUUACCUCUGUGAAAGCUGAUGGACUCCCUUGUUGUAAUUCUUUCACUUAUUUAUAGUUACCUCUUUUCAAACUGAAAAUAUCCCUGUCUGCAUGAGUUGGAAAAGGUUGUGUAAUGUUUCAGUUAAGUUUCAUUUAGUCACUUCUGAAAUGUAAAAUCUUUUUGUAAAAAAAAAAAACUUGAAGGAUAAUAUUUUCCUUUGACUUCUGGUUAAGAACACAAAAUGGACAGGGAGAAUGCAAAAUCAUUCAGCUUUUGGUUUAUUUUUAUUUUUUAUUAUUAUUAUUUUUUAUUUUUUUUCAAGGACUGGAAAAGAUGAAAAGGCUUGCAUACAGGAGGUAGCACUAUCCAUCCAAUCUCCAGAGCUUCUGUCUACACAUUUUUAGCAAAUCUAAUAACUAUUGAAUUAAUUUUACUUUCAUAGGGUAGCUAUUUUGCUCAGCAUGAAAUUUUCCUCGAGAACAGCAGAAGACAUGUGCCUUGUUUAAAACAAGCAAACAGAAAAAGGCUACCUUUGCUAAAUUUGUAGUGCUUAAUACAAGGUCAGAGACAAAACAAUUGCUCCACAAAAUCACUUAACAUCUUUUCAAAUGUUUUCCUACUAUCAUUCUAGAAAUGAAUCACUUAAACUGUAGCCUCAAAAAUGCAAAAUGUUGCCCAAAGCAGACAUAAUCAUCAAGACUGGAGUUAUUGCUGAAAAUUUAGGUAAAUUGUAAUGUAGCCUACAUACAGCAGUCAAUCAAAAUAUUUUUAUUUCCAAGUGUUGCAACUGAUAUUUUAAUAAAUGCGUUAAUAUCAAAUGAACAGGCUUUUCUUUGAAAGAUGUGUCUACAAUAUGUCAUGCAAAUCCAUCAACAUAUAGUGGUUCAUAAUCUGUGUAAGAAAUUAUAAUCACGUAUCAGAUUAAAAACCCAAAAUAGUUUAUGCAUUGUAUUUUGUGACUUCAUCCAGUGUAGCAGGCUGUGCAGAUAUGCAGCUAAUAAAGUUUCAAGAAUGAAAAGUAUGUGUUAUAGUAAAAUAAUUUGUAACACCAUAAUGAUGUACACUGUAACAUGUAGAGGCAUUUGUCCACUCUCUUCUUUUUUUUUUUUUUUUUUUUUUUUUUUUUUUUUAAAUAGUGAAUUUAGAUGUACACUUCCAAAAGUUAAUGAUCCUUAUGAGGUCCUUUGAGGCAGAAUUAAACCUAAAUCUUUCAAAAGGACAUAGUUUCACUCAAACCUAGAGAAGCCAAUUAGAGAAGAAAAUGAAAGAAAUGAAAGUGCCAGCUUGGCUACGAAAGUGCCUUUCUUUCUGAUCUCAGAAGAGAUUAAGAGUUUCUGAAGGCGAAAUGAAGACAUUAAAAUUAAGAAAGGUCAAAACCUGUUCUAUUUGCUUUAUGUCAGAAUUAACUUUGACUCGUGCUUUCAGAGGACAUCACAAGAUCAGCUGCACCAAAAAAUACAAACCUUGGAGAUGUAAUUAAUCUUCCUUCUAAGAUGGGACACUUUCCUUCUUCUGAAAUAGAUUUUCAGCUGUGCUGAACCUAACGAACCUUAUCUGGAGCCAUGCAGACAUUAUUAUGUAUCCCAUUUUGUUAACUGUAUUUCUCUUAAAUGGUACAGAGAAAUGCAAAGUGGAAUGUUAAUUCAUCGCUUUUCAAUUCAUUUAAUUCCUAAUGAGCUAAAAGCAAUUACUGGAAUGGAAAUUAAAGUGCAUAUCUGUACUACAUGCUAAUAAACACAAUGAACUUGUCAUUUAACGAUA